AUGGAACUUGUGAGCCCGCUGCAAAAUAUGAAAAACCACAAAGCAAUCGUCUAUUUCCGGUCGCUCGCCACACUCGAGCAAGCCUGUGCCAUAACAAGAUGGCCAGCUUAUCACGGCCAACUGACUAAGUUCCAACAGGAAACCAAUAUUCGGGAAUGGAAGAAUAGCACGGCAGGAGAUGGUGUGAUUGCUGCCACAACUGCUCUGGGCCUUGGGGUUGAUAUUCCAGAAGUGGUUAUUGUCAUUGUGCUCGGUAAGCCAUAUUCACUCAUUGACUUGGUGCAGCAGUUUGGCCGCGCCGGCCGCAAUCCCAAUGGCCAGGCAGCCGAUGCCAUUCUCAUUUGCGGGCAGCCCAAAUUUCCAAUCAGCAUCUUCACAGACAAGGAGUGCCGCCGACGCGCCCUCGCCAGCUACCUCGAUGGCGAACAAAGAACUGAAUGCUUGCCCAACGAGGCCAAGUGCGACAACUGC
Messenger RNA from Ilyonectria robusta, 471 nucleotides. Its product is annotated as P-loop containing nucleoside triphosphate hydrolase protein. Lineage: Eukaryota; Fungi; Ascomycota; Sordariomycetes; Hypocreales; Nectriaceae. Gene Ontology annotation, cellular component: cytoplasm; chromosome. Gene Ontology annotation, biological process: double-strand break repair via homologous recombination. Gene Ontology annotation, molecular function: 3'-5' DNA helicase activity; four-way junction helicase activity. The annotation marks the transcript as partial. The record is from RefSeq and is a predicted model, not a curated record. The transcript has a single exon.